UUAUUGCCUGACGCAGACAUUCUCGCUUGCCUCUGAAGAAAAAAACAAUAAAAUAAAAUCAAUAAAACUGAACGCCCAACGCGCAAGCUUGCGAGCAGGCGGGGGAGAGAUCUGUAAGCACUUAGCAGAAGAGAAAGAAAGGGAAAUCUUGGAAAGAUGAUGUCAGGCAAUUAUACUAGUAUUGAUAAUCAAAAGGACUCGGGAUCCGUACCUUCUGUUCCAGAUCCAGGCCACGUCUCCGUCAGAUUCUCAGAUUCCAAUUUGCAGACGUUUCCUGCUCCAAUUGCGCAUGGGAAAAUCUCUGGUGGAUCACACCCUCCUCGUGAUGCUGAUGAUACAUUUUCAAAAACUAUUUCCGGUUCUGAUGAACCUCAGCAAAGUGGUUGGUUGCGGACAUUCACAGUUGCUGCUUAUAAGCCGUACUUUGAUGUGGACACUAUAGAUGUUUUGGAGAGAAUCAAAGAUUCACUUUUCCCCUUCAGAGGAACAUUCACUGAGAAAACUGCUGGCAACCCAGAUCUGUAUGGACCAUUCUGGAUAUGCACUACCCUAAUCUUUGUGGCAGCUUCAAUUGGCACUUUUGUUACGUAUAUAGCACACAAGCUACAAAAGAAAGAAUGGGAAUAUGACAUAAAUCUGGUGACUUGGUCUGCUGGUGUGUUCUAUGGAUAUGUGACCAUUGUUCCUCUUGGAUUGUAUGUAAUCCUUAAGUACUUUUCAGCACCAUCUGGCCUUGUCCAGCUGUUUUGUCUCUAUGGCUACUCCUUAUUUAUCUUUAUUCCAGCAUUGUGUCUCUCCAUUAUUCCGUUGGAAAUUUUCAGGUGGGUGGUCGCUGGUGUUGCAGGCUUUAUGUCAGCAACCUUUGUGGCACUUAAUCUACGAACCCAUAUCAAAUCUGCAGGUGAAAGGUGGUUUUUGAUCGUAGCUAGCAUCUUUCUAUUGCAGCUGGCACUGUCUGUGGUUUUGAAACUUUAUUUGUUCACUGUUACAGUAUAGGAAUAAACUAGCAUGAACAGGUUGUAGAUCACAAUGAAAGUUUUACCGUUUUUGGUCAUUUGGCUUUAUAUUCUUGCAAUAUUUUUCCGAUAUAAAUUGUUCAAUGGUUAAAACCCUCUUGUAUUCAUUUUAUUUGUGGCAAUAUAAUUCAAAUGACUAUCAUCUCUAAAA
This is a messenger RNA of Hevea brasiliensis (rubber tree), 1167 nucleotides long. RefSeq lists its product as uncharacterized. Gene Ontology annotation, molecular function: small GTPase binding. The coding region runs from base 157 to 996 and encodes 279 amino acids. The record is from RefSeq and is a predicted model, not a curated record. The transcript has 6 exons. Gene Ontology annotation, cellular component: Golgi apparatus; membrane. NCBI's taxonomy places the organism in Eukaryota, Viridiplantae, Streptophyta, Magnoliopsida, Malpighiales, Euphorbiaceae. Gene Ontology annotation, biological process: vesicle-mediated transport.